AUGUCUUCCCCAGCUCUGGGCUCUCACUCUUCCUCUUCCUUCACCCCAGUCGACCGGACCCAGGCCUCUCAUUUCAACCUUGCUGAGACCUCGGGUUCUUGCUGGACUGCUCCCUUCCGGGACGGUCUGCCUACUCCUCCCAGCGACAUGACCGGCGUGACCUACAAUGCCAUUCCACCCGUUGCCUAUGGAGGGAAACCAAAUGGGAUGCCCCAUGUGUAUCCCCACACUCGUCCUCAGUUCGACUCUUUCUCUUCUUCGAUGAUGCCGGUUCGGAAACCGCAGGCCCAUUCUGCCCCCAAGGAUGUCCCUGCCUCUGAGCCCUCGAGCUCCAAGAAGUCGAGUACUGCUUCACAGCUGCGGAUUCCGUCGUCGAUCAACAAUACCCAUGGGAGUCUGGCCGAGUUUGCGGCUCAGAUGACCUGUCUGUUCUGGUUCGAAAAGACAUCGAAACUGCAAGCCAUCGAAAACCGUCAACAUCCUGUUCCUUCGCUCGUCGCCGAAGCGAUUCCCUCGGUUGGAUUCCAGAAAUGGGUGACCACGAUUCUGUCGACCACGCAGGUCAGCCAGAACGUGAUUCUGCUGGCUUUGCUGUUUAUCUACCGAUUGAAAAAGUUCAAUGCGGGGGUCAAGGGCAAGAAAGGUAGCGAGUUCCGGUUGAUGACGGUGGCGCUGAUGCUGGGCAACAAAUUCCUCGACGACAAUACCUACACCAACAAGACGUGGGCCGAGGUGUCAGGCAUUGCGGUGCAGGAGAUCCAUAUCAUGGAGGUGGAAUUCCUCAGCAACAUCCGCUAUGACUUGUUUGCCUCCAAGGCGGAAUGGGGCCGGUGGCACACCAAGCUGGGCCUCUUCGCCGACUACUUCAACCAGGCCUCGAUGCUGCCCGUCGAAUCCGAGAUCAAGACCCCCAUACUGCAUGUCUCGCCUCCUCGUCCGCAGCCCCAGUCACCAUUGUCCAAGCUGCCCUCUCCUCCCUCCGACUCGCUUCGCCCGCCCUCGCAGCCUGACUGGUACAUGCCCGUCCAUGGACUGCCCUACACUGCUCCCCCGCCCCAGCUGGGUGUUGAGCCGCAGUCAACGUCUCGGAAACGGAGCCGUGAUGAGGACGAUGAACUGCAUCCCAUGAAGCGGAUUGCCCUGUCGACCCCCAGCUCUGCCGGUCCCGCCAUGACCGUCCCCUCGACCAUGAACACCAUCCCGACUCUUCCACCCGUCUUGACCCCGACCUCUGCCCCGACGGUCCCGGCACCAAUGGCCAGGCCCAUUUCCCGGCUACCGCGCCCCAACAUCCCUCCGUCCUCCAACCCGAUGCCCCAGACUCUACCUCCCUCUGGAGUUUCUCAACUGCCAGCCCUGAUGCCCCCGGUCUACAACCGGCCAUCGAACUGGGCUCCGCAGAUACCCUCGGUCCCCGCCCCGCCCGUUGCAUCAGGACUGUACAACACACCGUCGCUGCCAAACCGACACCACCCGAGUCCCUUCGGCGUGUCCUCGGGUACAGUGUCGCCAGCCGUGUCUGCGUACGCGGCGCAAACCCCGCAGACGCAUCUCUCCCCGUCCUUCUUCCUGGCCAACCGCAACUCGCCCUACCGGCCCGUGCGCUCUGUCCAUACGCUCCUGAUUCCGCCGCCGUCCACCUCCCUGCAGCAGCAACGCAGCGUGCCCUUCGACCACAUGCACUACCAGCCGUUGGGCAAGACCUCGGCGGACCGCAAGACGGGCCUGCUGCCUCAUAUUCAGCCUGAUGCCUGGAGCCAGGGUCCCUUCCUUCACCCUAUCUAUCCUCCUACUCAGAGCUUCUCUGGUUGA
Penicillium alfredii is the source of this 1812-nucleotide messenger RNA. RefSeq lists its product as uncharacterized. The coding region runs from base 1 to 1812 and encodes 603 amino acids. The transcript is spliced from 3 exons. The record is from RefSeq and is a predicted model, not a curated record. Lineage: Eukaryota; Fungi; Ascomycota; Eurotiomycetes; Eurotiales; Aspergillaceae. Gene Ontology annotation, molecular function: protein kinase binding; cyclin-dependent protein serine/threonine kinase regulator activity. Gene Ontology annotation, biological process: regulation of cyclin-dependent protein serine/threonine kinase activity. Gene Ontology annotation, cellular component: cyclin-dependent protein kinase holoenzyme complex; nucleus.